Molecule: messenger RNA, 1501 nt
Organism: Bombus terrestris (buff-tailed bumblebee)
Lineage: Eukaryota; Metazoa; Arthropoda; Insecta; Hymenoptera; Apidae
Product: major royal jelly protein 2-like
Exons: 6
Coding region: 146-1381 (411 amino acids)
Cellular component (GO): extracellular region
Source: RefSeq, a predicted model, not a curated record
CAUAAUUUCGCAUUUCCUUGUUAGAAUCCUUUCACGCAUAUUGCAUUUCCACUGCAACAAUUUCUCGCAGGUGCUAUUGUCUCUAUCUGCAUAUUUCAUUUGUGACUUUCAUCUUGUCUGACGAGACAAAUUAUUCUUCAGAACCAUGUUAACGUUAUGGUUGUUGGUCGUGUUCCUUGGUAUUAUCUGUCAAGGCUCUACUUUCUGGAUAAAAUUUGAUAAUGCAUUUACGAGGAACUUGGAAAAUGCGAUGCGUGUGGUUUACGAAUGGAGAUAUAUUGACUUUGAUUUCGGUAGUGAAGAAAGAAGGCAAGCUGCCAUUAGUUCUGGAGAAUACAAUUAUACGAAAGUCAAUCCCAUAGACGUGGAUCGAUGGCACAAUCUAAUAUUUGUCACGGUGAUAAGGGAUGAAGGCGUGCCUUCGUCUUUGAACGUCAUAUCUGAUAGACGCGGACCUGGUGGCCCUCUUCUGACACCGUACCCCAAUUGGAAUUGGACAAGCACUAAAAAUUGUUCUAACAUUAUAAGCGUUUACAGAGUUUCGAUCGACAGAUGCAACAGACUGUGGGUCUUAGACACUGGUGUUAUCGGUGAUAAUCACGUGUGUCCUGCCAAGCUCGUUGUCUUCGAUCUAACAACCUCUGAGCUGCUGCAACAAGUUGAAAUACCAGACAACAUUGCGAUAAACUCGACGUCGGGUCAGGGAUUAUUAGUAACUCCAGUGGUUCAAACUUUUGAUCGUGAUUGCGACAUAACCUACGUGUACAUAGCGGAUGCAGAUGGUUAUGGUUUAAUCGUUUACGACGGCAGUUCAUUUCGGCGACUAACUUCGAACGCGUUCAACUUCGAUCCCAGAUAUAUAAAUUACACGAUAGAGGGGACAAGUUUUCAAUUACAAGACGGUAUCGUGGGGAUGGCUAUAUCCCCCGUGACGGACAAUCUUCAUUUUAGUCCUAUGUCUUCUCAUAAUUUGGACUAUAUUAACACGUACCAGUUGACGCAGCUUCAGGGCGAUCAAGUGCAGUAUCAAGUGGCCGAAGAUAUUCUAUGGACUCAAUCGAGCGCUAAAGCGGUAUCGAGAAGCGGAGCUGUUUUCUUUGGACUCGUGAGUGACACGUCGAUUGGUUGCUGGAACGAAUUUCGUUCGCUUAACAGGGAGAAUAUCAGACUAGUUGCUAGGAAUAGUCGGACUCUCCAAUUCACCAGCGGUCUCAAAGUGAAGGAUUGCCGUGGAAAAGAAGAGCUGUGGGCAUUGACUAAUAAAUAUCAAAGAAUAGCAACGGGGACCUUAGAUUACGACGACGUGAACUUCCGAAUUUUGAAAGGAAAUGUGGAAGGAUUGAUAAGGGGCACUCGCUGUCAAUUAUUCGACGUUCUGUGAUCUAUUGAUAAAUCUAUUAAAAUCCUGUUCUCGAUAUGAAAUAAAUAUUACACGAAAUUCGGUUAUAUCGUAGGUCGGGGAUAAAAUAAUGAAAUAUAUAAUAUACUUGGUGUGAUAAUA